Molecule: messenger RNA, 204 nt
Organism: Penicillium psychrosexuale
Lineage: Eukaryota; Fungi; Ascomycota; Eurotiomycetes; Eurotiales; Aspergillaceae
Exons: 1
Coding region: 1-204 (67 amino acids)
Source: RefSeq, a predicted model, not a curated record
AUGUGGGCUGAUCCUGACAUGACCCGUCAAAUGGACGCACGGUCUGUGAUGGAUCAUGGCUCGGGUGAUCAUGCAACUGUCAGCAUCCGGGAAGUAGUGCGACUGUGCUUCGAAGCAGCGCUUAUGAAGAACUACCAUGGGACGAUGGCGAGAAGACCGAAAAUGAGCCGCACAAAGCAAUAUGAUAGAAAAUGCAAUUGGUAG